UGUACACAAACCGCUUAAAAUCGACUAUUCGUUAAAAAAGAGCGAUGAAGCGCACAAAUAAAGAAAAACCGCCCCCAACGGACCGCACUACGCGAAGUAAACGAGUUGUCGACCAGUCUGAAGUCAGCAAUGUUGAAGAUUCAGGGGGUGCUCCGGGAGCCCCAUCAAACACAUCGAAAGUCACACGAAAAGGCAGAAACGCAAAGCGGGAACAUGUUACUGUUGAAAGUGAGCCCGAAACUCCGGUUGUUAAAAGUGUGAAAAAGAAAAAUCCGCCGAAGGACUGGGAACAAGUUUUGGCUAAUUUGAGAGAAAUGCGAAAAGAUUCGGACGCCCCUGUGGACUCCAUGGGGUGCGAUAAGUGUCAGGAUGAAACAGCCAGUCCAGAAGUUAUUAGAUACCAAGCUCUGUUGUCUUUGAUGUUGAGUAGCCAGACUAAAGAUCAAGUGACGCAUGCCGCUAUGCUAAAAUUGCAACAACACGGUUGUACAGUUGAUAAUAUUUUGGAAACUUCGGAUCAACAACUCGGGGAAUUAAUCUAUCCUGUUAGCUUCUGGAGGAACAAAGUCAAAUUCAUUAAGAAAACUACAGAAAUGUUGAAGAACGAGUGGAGUGGAGACAUUCCAAACACGGUUGAAGAUUUAUGUAAACUUCCUGGUGUGGGCCCCAAAAUGGCUCAUCUUUGUAUGAAGACGGCGUGGGGCGUAGUCACUGGGAUCGGUGUCGACACCCACGUCCACCGCAUCGCGAACCGCCUCGGCUGGGUGAAAUCCAAAUCUCCUGAGGACACAAGAAAAGAACUAGAAGAUUGGCUGCCAAAGGAGCACUGGAGUGAGGUUAACCAUUUGUUGGUGGGUUUCGGCCAGCAGAUUUGCCAACCUGUCAAACCUCAAUGUGCUGCUUGCUUGAAUAACACCCUUUGCCCUUUUGGGGUGACCACCAUGAAAAAAUCCAACGCUAACCAUUAAAUAUUUGGAAAAUCUACUCUACUAACACACAAUUAAUAAAUACUUUAUUUGAGAAA
Molecule: messenger RNA, 1024 nt
Organism: Zophobas morio
Lineage: Eukaryota; Metazoa; Arthropoda; Insecta; Coleoptera; Tenebrionidae
Product: endonuclease III-like protein 1
Exons: 3
Coding region: 45-968 (307 amino acids)
Biological process (GO): nucleotide-excision repair; base-excision repair; base-excision repair, AP site formation
Cellular component (GO): nucleus
Molecular function (GO): DNA binding; oxidized pyrimidine nucleobase lesion DNA N-glycosylase activity; DNA-(apurinic or apyrimidinic site) endonuclease activity
Source: RefSeq, a predicted model, not a curated record